GCUGACGUGCAGGGAGGUGUAUUUUUGUGAGCUGGGUGUUGUAAAGGCUGCUUGUGAGUCACACUGUGCUCUUAGUCACUGCUUUCCUCUUGCCACAAGUCAUGACUAAGGUGCUGAUGUGCCGAUUCCCUGCUAAUUCAGUCCUCAGCACCGUGGCGAAGCGCUUCUUGGGUGUUCCUCGUGCACACACUGCGGAUGGAUAGACCAUGGUGAAGACUGUAAUAACAGCCUGUGGUGGUGGGACAUGAGGCGGGAGCCCAUGAGACUGCCUGGGGUAAAGGAGAGAGCUUGCAUCUGGCAGGAGAUGAAUUAAAAUGCAGCACACCACGUGUACGGAGGACAGGAUCUACCACGCACUGGAAAGAUGUUUACACGGGCUUAGCAGAGAUGCUGUCUCCAGCAGAUGGGCUGCUGGGCUGUGCCUGAACUGCUGGAGCCUGCAGGAGCUGGUGAGCCGGGACGCCAGCAACUACGUCAUCCUUGUGGAGAAGAUCCUCGGCAAGGCCAAGGAGGUGCAGGAGAAGUGCGACUACGACCUCGUGAUGCCCCUGGCUCUGCUCUUCUACUACGCCGUCCUGUAUGCUCCCCAUUUCCCAUCGGGCUCCGACCUGCUCCUGAAAGCUGCCGGUGUGUACCACAGCUUCCUGACCUGGCCCGUGCCCUACUGUGACAUCUUCCGCAAGCUGCUCACCUUCAUCAGCAAUGAGCUUAAGGCCCCUGGGAUCUCCUUCCAGAGGCUGGUGAGGACAGAACAGGGGCUGCCCGUGAAGAACUACCAGAGCUCCACUGUGACGGUGCUGCUGCUCAACCCCUCUGAGGUGCAGAGCGAGUUCCUCUCCAUCGCUGAGAGGCUGAGCUCCAGCGAGCACCCGCAGAGCACCACGCUCAUCCUGCUGCUCGAGCACCUCUACCAGGCCAACUUCGGCACCUGCUGCGACCUGGACAGCCUGCACCACGUCCUGAAGUCCAAGACCCUGGAAGAGCUCUCAGAGAUCUACGCCACCGCCACGGAUGCUCAGGAGGCUGCGGCUGCCAGCAGUGACCCUGUCCUGGCGCGGGAGCGGCUGCAGUCCGUGCUGCGGGAUAUUGCCGGGGCCGCCUCCUUUCCUGCCAUCACGGGUGAGGGUCAGCCCCGCAGGCUCCACACCAUCCCCAUCCCUGCCGCUCGCUGCUACACUUACAGCUGGGAUCAGGAUAACUUUGAUAUCCUCAAUGAUGUCCUCAGCAAAGAGUGCAGCAUUGUUGAGCCCAUGGCCUCGGAGAACGAGGAGGAGGACGAAGAGGAGGUGGAAAUCGAUGGUGGUUCCCCUGAGCGCGACUCGCUGCUUUCCCCCAUCUGCACCAUUUCCAAAGACUCAGUGUACUCGGUGUUGUCAGAGGAGGGAUCGAAGCCCUCGCGAGUGUCCCUCUUCACCGCCUCCAAGGAGUCCAUCUCGGAGCUGACUGUGGUCUCCAGGAAGUCCCUCAAGUCAUUUGUGUCUAGUCUGAAGGACUGCAUGGACAGUGGGUACGCAGAGGACAGCGACGAGAGCUCCCUGGAUGCGGCAGGGCGGCCGGAGCUGAAGGCAGAGAAGACCCAUCACAAACACAGACACACGCUGACCACCAGGAUCUACAAACUGUUCAAGAGCAAGAGCCAGCUGGUCCUGAGGAGGGACCUGCGGGACUGCCCGGACACGGGCUCGCUCUCACUGCCGCUGCGCCGUGCCGAGAGCCUGUGCACAUCCCACGCCAAGCACCGCAUCCCGGCGCGCUCCCGGCGCGCUCACUCGCUGCCGCAGCACGUCCUGAGCCCUCGGCUGCCGGCCCCGCUCGCCCCGUGGCAUCUCAGCCUGCAGCGACGGCCGUUCCUCAGCUGCGAGGAUGACGCCAAGGCGGCCACGCUGCGCGUCGUGGUCUUCGGCUCCGACCGCAUCUCGGGGAAAGUGGCCCGAGCCUACAGCAACCUCAGGCUUAAGGAGAGCACCUGCCCCUUACUGACAAGGUACUUCAAGCUGCAGUUUUUCUACGUCCCUGUGAAGAGGAGCUGCUUGGCUCCAUCAACCCCGCUUAUGCAUCCCUCCCCAUCCCUGGGGGACCCACAGCUCCGAGCCUCAGCUCAGGUGGAUCCCACCUUGGCUGGGAUGGAGGGCAGCACCAAUGACAUCUCCCACUACAUUGGCAUGCUGGACCCAUGGUACGAGCGUAAUGUUCUUGGGCUGAUGAACCUGCCCAUGGACGUCCUGUGUCAGUCUGCCAAGCCAGAGGCUGAGCCCCAGGAGGACUCCCAGGAGCAGUUGCCCAUCCUGGCAGAUAUGAUCCUCUACUACUGCCGCUUUGCCACGCGCCCUGUCCUGCUGCAGCUCUACCAGACAGAGCUCACUUUCAUCGGAGGAGAGAAGAUGACUGAAGUCUUCAUUCACUCCCUUGAGCUGGGCCACUCAGCAGCCACACGGGCCAUCAAGGCAUCAGGACCAGGCAGCAAAAGGCUGGGUAUAGAUGGAGAUAGAGAAGCAAUCCCACUAACACUACAGAUCGCCUACAGCAAGACAGCUGUCAGUGGAAGAAGUCACUGGAAUGAUGUUGAGAAGGUCUGCACGUCUGUGAACCUCAGCAAAGCCUGCAAGAAGUAUGAAGAACUAGGCUCAAAGACAGAGUGCCUCAACUUAACCAUGACAGAGGUGGUCAAAAGGCAAAACUCCAAAUCCAAGAAGAGUUUCAAUCAGCAGAUCAGUGUGUCCCAGAUAAAAGUAGACAAGGUCCAGAUCAUCGGUGUCCAGUCCUCCUUUGCCGUGUGCCUGGACCAGGAUGAGCAGAAGAUCCUGCAGAGUGUAACCAGGUGUGAGAUCUCGGUGUGCUACAAACCCAGGGACAGUGAGCUCUUUGCACUAAGAAGAUCCCCUUUGCCCCACCAGGACCCCUCCGAGUUUCAUUCUCUCCUGUGUUUACCCAUUGCCACCUUCAGUGGAGCACUGCCAUAAAAGAACCCGGUGUCAUGUCAAACCAGAUCCCAUCCAACACCAGCGCUGGCUCAGGAGAAGGAAGCUGACUUUCCUCCUUUGGGCUGGAGACCCAGUGCUCUUGUUCAAGACAUCCUGCAGCCAAAGCGUUAGCAUGGUGCCUGGGCUGCUCUGCUGCGCGCUCAGCCUGUCCUUGGGAAGUGGGAAUGUUGGUGGUGUGCUCUGCUAUCUCUCAGGGUUCCUCAGUAAUGGGAGGCAAGUUGUUUCCUUGAGAUCUCCACUGGUUCAGCAGAUGACAACAGCUGGAUUGAGAGGGCAAGGCAAGGACAGGGCUGUUUCCCUCCAGCGCAUGCUGCUGUGGCUGUAUCUGACAGCGGCUGCCAGGCCAGUGUGAGCUGGGGGAACUUGUGAUGGGGCGUUUUGGAAAGCUGGUGUCCUUGGCUGAGUGGUGGUAGGUGGUCUUUGAGGCACGUGGAGCUGCAGGUCACCCAACCAGUGUCCUGAUGGCAUUUCAUCUGUACCAGGUUGAGGGAGCUCAGGACAGUCCUUUGGGGAUGUGGACAGGCUUUCCCAAGGGUUCCUUUAAAUUAUGAGGGCUGGGUGUCUCACAGAGGAGCAGUGCAGAGCAGAGCAACCCAGCUGAGGCCCAGAAAGACCCCAGCAUGGGUUGUAGACGGCUGCUUGUGUUCUGGUAAAUGGAGUGCAAUAGGCUAUACCAGGGUGUGGACAGCUUUUGUCAUUUAUACAUGUCCUUACUGCAACCCAGGACCUGCAAGAGAUGACUUUCCAAUUUCUGCAGAAAUUCAGAGCUCACAUGAGAUGUGCUGCCUGUUCAGCCCACAUCCUUGCAUCCUGCUCUGCAGCACUGGAAGCUAAGGACACCCCAGAGGCUGAGUCCUCAGUAGUUGCUUGAAAUAUGGCAGAAACCAUGCUCACACUCAUAGGAGGGAGGAAAGUACCAGGGAAACCACUAGGAUUCCUUAAACUCACCUGAAGUGGCAGCUUUGCUAGAGAAGAGCCCAUCACCAAACCCACUAGUGACACUUGCAAGUGAUGGUAGGAUUUGAGAU
Messenger RNA from Neopsephotus bourkii (Bourke's parrot), 4009 nucleotides. It is a transcript of the gene PIK3R5, whose product is annotated as phosphoinositide-3-kinase regulatory subunit 5. Lineage: Eukaryota; Metazoa; Chordata; Aves; Psittaciformes; Psittacidae. Gene Ontology annotation, molecular function: 1-phosphatidylinositol-3-kinase regulator activity. The record is from RefSeq and is a predicted model, not a curated record. Gene Ontology annotation, cellular component: phosphatidylinositol 3-kinase complex, class IB. Gene Ontology annotation, biological process: G protein-coupled receptor signaling pathway; positive regulation of MAP kinase activity. The coding region runs from base 315 to 2960 and encodes 881 amino acids. The transcript is spliced from 19 exons.